Cynara cardunculus var. scolymus (artichoke) is the source of this 462-nucleotide messenger RNA. RefSeq lists its product as uncharacterized. The transcript has a single exon. The record is from RefSeq and is a predicted model, not a curated record. NCBI's taxonomy places the organism in Eukaryota, Viridiplantae, Streptophyta, Magnoliopsida, Asterales, Asteraceae. Gene Ontology annotation, biological process: telomere maintenance; DNA repair. Gene Ontology annotation, molecular function: DNA helicase activity. The coding region runs from base 1 to 462 and encodes 153 amino acids.
AUGGUGCUCACAGACAUCGUUGUUUUUCUAGAAUUGAUAGGUAAAAAUCUGAAUGAUUUUGAUAUUCCAAGGGUAAAUAUUGAUGUCAAUUUACAAGAUGGAGGCUUCGGUGAGGUGCAAGAAGAGUACUUGAUAGUUGUGCAAGAAGAGUACUUGAUAGUUGUAGAAGAUGAACAUUUACAAGCAUGUGAAUCUCUAAAUUCAGACCAAAAUUCUGUUUUCGAUGAGAUUGUGAGGCAUGUUGAGAAUGAUUGUCCAGGUAUAUCCUUCAUAGAUGGUCCUGGUGGAACUGGGAAAACAUUUGUGUACAAAGCUUUACUUGUUGAGGGUCAUUCUCGUGGUCUUGUUGCACUUGUGACUGCUUCAUCGGGCGUUGCAACUAAUAACAUGCCGGGGGGAGAACUGCACAUUAUCGAUUCGAGAUUCCUCUCAAUCUGGAUAAUAACUCAGUAUGCAACAUAA